AUGGUGAUUUCAGAGGGAGAUAGGAGGCCCUGGAUCCUUUCAGGGGUGUAUGCUAGUACCGAGUACAGGGAUAGGAGGGUUUUGCGGGAUGAAGCUUCUCAGGCAAUCAGUUUGGGCUACCCAGUGUUGAUGGCAGGGAACUUUAAUUGUAUUGUUGGUUCACAGGAGAAGAUGGGGGGGAAACCUUUCUCCCAACUCAGAAAGUUCAAGGAGUUCCAAGACUUUCUCACUUCUAAUGGAUUGGUAGAUCUGGGCUAUUCGGGCCCUUGUUUCACUUGGUGCAAUAAUCAGCAGGGGCGGGCCCGAGUCUGGGAGAGAUUAGACAGGGCUUGUGCUACAGCUGGGUGGGUCCAGUGCUAUCCAGACUAUCAUGUUAGACACCUGCCCAGGAUUGCUUCGGACCACAGCCCUUUGUUGGUGAGCAUCGAGGCACAUUUUCAGGUACGCCCCCCAUUUAGAUUUGAGAAGUUUUGGCUAUGUUAUCCUCGGUCCUGGGAGAUGGUGAGGGAGGCUUGGAGUUCUCCGGUCAGGGGAGAUGAUAUGUAUCGGGUGUCCCGCAAGUUGGAGCUGACUAGGAGGCGGUUGUGGAGGUGGAACCGUGAGGAAGUGGGGAACAUCUUUCGAAGGACGGAGGAGGAAGAGGAGGCCAUUGCAAGGUUACAGUCUCAGGAGGCACAGAGGGGAGGGUUGGCGGAGGAGGAGUUGAGGGAGCUCAGAUCGCACUUGGCAGCACAUAAUUCUCUUCUCAGGCAGCAGGAGACUUUAUGGAGACAGAAAUCCAGGGUGCAGUGGAUUUUGGAAGGGGACCGGAACACUAGGUUCUUUCAUCAGGCGACAGUGAUCAGGAGGCACCAGAACAGGAUCAGGGGCAUCCUGGGGGAGGAUGGGCAGAGGUCAGAGGAUCCUGAUACGAUCCGGAGGGUGAUGGAGGGAUUCUUCAGAGCUCGGUGGACGGAGAUGGCCGGGGAUGGGAGCCGUGGUUUGAUGCCGUCUCUGGGAGUCAGGGUGUUGGAGGAGGAGACUGAUGCGCUGAUUAGACCGGUAUCGGAGAGGGAGAUCAGAGAGGCCAUGUGGUCCCUCGAGGGGGACAAGGCGCCUGGACCGGAUGGAUUUCCUCCUAUGUUCUUUCGGAGGUACUGGAUGAUAGUGGGACAGGAUGUGACGGCGGCCAUUUUGCAGUUCAUCAGUACAGCAGUGAUGGCGCCAGAUUGGCAGCGGACUUUCAUCACCUUGAUACCGAAGCGGCAGGAUGCUUUUGAGCCGGGUCAUUUUCGUCCGAUUAGCCUGUGCACCACCUUGUACAAGGCUAUGGCGAAGAUACUUGCCGUUAGGUUGAGGGAGAUCCUUCCGAGAUUGAUCAGUCCUGAGCAGGGGGCUUUUAUUGGUGGGCGCAGUAUUUCCGAUAAUGUUCUCAUUGCACAGGAGUUUAUGUUUGAUCUUGGUAGGGCCACGAUGAGGAGGAGCUUGAUGGGUGUCAAGCUUGAUAUGGAGAGGGCCUACGAUAGGAUGCGUUGGGAUUUUGUGCAUCAGUCUCUGCUGGGGUUCGGAUUUCAUGAUGUAUGGAUUCAGUGGAUCAUGGGAUGUGUUAGGGCUCCGUCAUUUGCCAUCCUGGUAAAUGGCACGCCAUCUGGUUUCUUCGAGCCUUCGGGAGGGCUGCGACAGGGAUGUCCCCUAUCACCCCUGCUAUUUAUUAUCUGUGCGGAUGCUCUGUCUAGAGCAUUGCGUCAGGCGGUGAUUGCCCAGGAGUUGGAGGUGUACAGGCCAGCGGUUGGUGCCCCCCCGAUUUCUCACUUACUGUUUGCUGACGAUUGUCUGUUGCUAGCCCGGUCGUCGCGGCAGGACGCCCGGGUCAUUGCCAGGAUUCUUCGAGAUUAUUGUGAUGCAUCUGGCCAGCGGGUGAAUUUUUCUAAGUCAGCAGUUUGUUUCAGUCCGAAGACCAAACGGACGGUGAGGCUUUCCAUUAUGGAGAUAUUAGGGGUGGGUGAGCAGGAUGGCACUAUGAGAUAUCUGGGAGUCCCGAUCUCAGGCCGACGGCUGCGAGGUAGGGACUGCUGUUCGCUUGAGCUCAGCAUCAGGCAGAGGUUGGAGGGCUGGCAGAUGCACUCGCUGUCUAUGAUGGGCAGGAUUACUUUGGUACGGUCCGUUCUUUCUUCGAUCCCCAUAUAUUUACUUUCCAAUUGUUUCAUUCCAGUGUCGGUUUUGAGGCCCAUUGAGCAGCUUCUUAGAAACUUCAUAUGGGGAAGGCAUGGAGGCAGAGGUGGCAUCCAUUUGUUAGCAUGGGAGGUGGUGUGUCAGCCCACCAGGUUUGGGGGCCUGGGUGUGCAGUCCCUGUUGGCUAGGCGAGAGGUGUUGGCUGCCCGACAUGUCGCGAGAUUUGUUCUGGAGCCUAGCAGUAUAUGGUCCUCGUUGAUGAGGGCGAAGUAUGGGGUGUUGGUGCCUGGUGUGAGAGCCACUCGCUAUCAUUCUCCGGUGUGGAAGGAGAUGUGUGCCAGGGCUAUGCUGGUCCUUCAGGAGAUCAGAUGGGCUAUUGGUGACGGUCGUUCUAUUGAUGUGUUGGAGGAUUGCUGGGUGACUGCACAGCCGCUCAGCCGUCUGCCGACCUUGGUGGAUUCGGGACGAUUGGCGGGCCACACGGUUAGUGACCUGAUGAUCUCAGAGGAGGGCCGAUGGAGGGAGGAGAUGAUUAGGGAGGUCUUUGGGGUGCAUUUGGUGGAGAUGGUUCUAGCCCUCCCGGUGCCAAUUAGAGGGGAGCCUGACAGGUUAGUGUGGGCGCCGACGGGGCGAUCGCAGGUGCGCGCCAGAGAUCUACAGGCUUUGUUCAGGGGGGAGUCAGCUCGGCAGAUAGAGGGAGGGUGGAUUUGGAGGAUGCGGAUCCAUCCGCGGGUGGCGCUCUUUUUUUGGAAGGUGGCCUGGGGCUGCCUUCCAACUAGGAGUGUGCUAGUCCGGCGGGGCAUGCGGAUCUUGCAGUGCUGCGAGGUGUGUACGGUCAGUGAGGAGACUAUUGGGCACGUUCUUUUGCAGUGUCCCAGGGCUAGGGAGAUUUGGAGGAGGUCACCAGUCCCUCUUCCCCGGUCGGUUGUGUCGGUACAGGAUCUGCUGCAGCUGGUGAGAGAUUCUUUCCGGCAGCCUAGUUCAGUGGAGGCAGGGGUUCUCAGAGCAUAUCUGGCCUACCACAUUUGGUUGGAUAGGAAUGCGGUUUUGUUUGAUGGCAGGAGGUCCUCGCCGAGGUUGGUGGUGGUUAGUGCAGUGCUUCAGGCUAGAGAGGUGAUCUCAUGCGCUGCUACGGGUUCUCUUGGGACGGCCGGGGACAUCUGGGGCACUCGUUUCGCUAUUACAGCGCCCAGUGUGGCGGCAGAUGGGAGGUCUGGAGGGGUUGGUUUUGUGAUCAGAGACCACCGUGGCAGCUUGGUUGCAGCGGGGGGCCGUCAUAUACCAGGCCUUACGGUAGUUGGGGCAGAGCUUCAAGCUGCCUGGGAGGGGAUUACCUAUACGAGACGGGUGCUCGGUGCUGAGCGGGUGUACAUUGAGGGAGAUUCAUCGACGGUGAUCGAGUGGAUUCGGAGUGCAGACCGGUAUGGGGAUGGCCACCCACUCAUUUGCGAUACCUGCAAGCUGGUUGCUGAGCUAGGCGAGCAUCAGGUUGCACAUGCUUUUCGGGAGGCGAACAGGGCUGCAGACUGGGUCGCCUCCUAUGUUGCACGACAUUCCGGAGAGUUCUUGUGGACAUCCAUAGCAGAGCUCCCGCCCCCUUUGUACUCUUUACUUUCUUUUGACUCGGCAGGAUGUAUUCUGGUUAGAGCAAUAUGA
Messenger RNA from Phoenix dactylifera (date palm), 3807 nucleotides. The record is from RefSeq and is a predicted model, not a curated record. Lineage: Eukaryota; Viridiplantae; Streptophyta; Magnoliopsida; Arecales; Arecaceae.